Molecule: messenger RNA, 751 nt
Organism: Caenorhabditis sp. 36 PRJEB53466
Lineage: Eukaryota; Metazoa; Nematoda; Chromadorea; Rhabditida; Rhabditidae
Source: the annotation of a GenBank genome assembly
AUGGAGCAGUCACGUGGUCCGUAUUCUCCACAUGAAUUUAAAAGUUUCUCAACUUUUUGCAGGCAAGAUCUUAUUCCAAUGUCUGGCUCCGAAACACUCUGACGUGUUCGGGAAAAUAGGGACAGACUUCCAGCGGGAAAAUCAGAGCACUACCUUCUGUCAUCUUCGUUUCUCCCGGCCUAUGUUCGUCGGGGACAAUGUCGAAAUUAAGGUAUACAUUUGGGAAUGCAAAUUUUUUGAGGCAAAACUGAAAUAUCAGGUUACAUUCCACGAGCUUCCUCUGGCUGAUGGUCAGUGCAUCGUCUCUGUGACUCCUGCAGAACUUCUGGACAAGAAAGCUAGGAAUAUUACCUCUCAAAAUCCGUUUUCCGUGGACCCGACAACAUCCUGGAUUAGUCGUCUCAGGGAUGACGACUACAAAAGAUCAAUGCGAUUUGGACUUAUUUACAGAAAUGGUACGCAUAAGACAAACCCAAAGAAACAUCCGAAAAUUUCUCAUUCAGGCUCAGUGCAGCUUCGUCUUCCGGGCGAAACCGAUUUCUUCCCGUUUUAUUACGUUCAAAAUGACGCCAAAGAAAUCUGGAUUGACGUCUUCUUCUGCGAAUACGUCAAAAGCGUCUCUCUCCGCGAGCCACUAUUCCCGAAAUGGCCGGAUGUUCUUGUGGACGUCGAACUGGAUGACCUGGUCGACGAGCCGGUUCUACUUGAUUCACUUCUUGUCUACCACAGAGCCAAAAUUGUCGUCUCGUGA